CUUUAACGCACCCACCACCACCACCACCUGGACUCAUGUUUCAUCUCAACCUUUAAAUUGCUCAUAAGUCAGGGAUCCAACCAAAUAAGCCCAGCAUCUCCCCGGGGACAAUCCUUCGAAAGAUGUCGGGCCAUCAUCAUCAUCACCACGAACACGGCGGACAUUGCCAUGGAGAAGAUGGCCAUGAUCAUUCCAACGACAUCACUCCCGCCAUCCAGUCUCUUCUCUACUCCCAAAUCCAAUUUGAUUCGAUCACUACAUUGAACGAGGCAACCCCUAAGUCGGGCGCAGCGAUUGUGCAAAAGACAUGGUCCGAAAGACUGAACGAUGAACCGGAGCUAGAGAGCGACGCCGACGAACAGCUGUUGAUGCAUAUCCCGUUCACCGGUCAAGUCAAUGUUCACUCUCUCCUCAUCUACACCGCCCCUACAUCGUCCGCCCCCAAGACGCUGAAGCUGUUCAAGAACCGGGACGACCUGGACUUUGCAACGGCCUCGGAACUCAAGCCUACGCAAAAGGUUGAUAUUCCGCAGCCGGUACCUGGAGCGGAUGUCUUCGAGUUGCCGCUAAAUCGUGCGCACUGGAACGCUACCACUUCCGUCACUUUGUUCUUCGAGGACAACUGGAGCGACGGCGAAGAAGACAUAACCAAGGUUGGCUACAUUGGCUUCAAGGGACAGUUCAUGGCUUUGAAUAGGGAGCCCAUCAGUUUCCUCUAUGAGGCAGCCGCCAAUCCAAAUGAUCAUGUCGCGAUCCAGGGGGUGAAUGGUGUAGGCAGCAGAAUACUGUGAGAGCAAGAGUCUUAUGGGAUCGUUGUGUGGUUGGCGAUACUCGAUCGUAGGCACUCGCAUGCUGGUCCAACCACUCUAAGAAGACCAGAUCCCAAAGACGGCGGGGGAUUAGCAGCAGCGGCAACCCCUCGCUUGGUUAUGGGGCUGGACUCUACUGAGAUAACGCGCGCCAAUCCAUGUUCAGCUGUCUAGUUACUUGCGUUCGAAUAGCAGAAAAUCUAACAAUGCUAUACUUUGGAAU
Messenger RNA from Aspergillus sclerotioniger CBS 115572, 1032 nucleotides. RefSeq names its product PITH domain-containing protein. Lineage: Eukaryota; Fungi; Ascomycota; Eurotiomycetes; Eurotiales; Aspergillaceae. Gene Ontology annotation, cellular component: nucleus. The record is from RefSeq and is a predicted model, not a curated record. Bases 123 to 791 code for a protein of 222 amino acids. The transcript is spliced from 3 exons.